UACUAAACGGAUUGAAAGGGUUAGAGUCAAUAAUGGGUACCCCUCAACAACUAAGAUUAACAGUGGCUAUUUCGUAUUUCGCCGAGUAUGCCGAUUUGCAGAAAAUAACGUAGUAACGGCUGAAUCUCAACUACCUUUUUCAGAAUUCUCCGAAUCCCAAUCUGUUCUGCAAAUUCCCCGCUUUGGAGGAGGAUUGAGCUUGAGAUAAGCUUCUCAAGUGGUUCAAUUUCAAAGGAUUUUGAGAAAUGUGAGUAUUUCUCGAUUUUAAUGGAGUACUUCAUUUGUGAUUCUUAAUUUUUGAUUUGUUUCGCAUCGAUUUUCAUGUUAUGGAGCCUGGAUCUUUCUUUAAUCUUCCAUACUUUGAUCGUUGGUUUUUAUCGGUUUUUAGAGCCAAUAAUCCGCCAUUAGUUGCGUGAUUCCUUCACUUUCUUCUUGUUUUUGAGAUAUUUUCUGUUAAAGCAAGUGCCAAUAAUUUUAAUGAUGACGUUAACUUUAAACAUACAAUCGAACAUGCUUUGUCUUGUACUUUGGAGAGCUUAGAUAAAGAUGUAUCGAAUAUGGGUGGUUUAAAGUUUGGAACGGUCGAUGAAAAUUGCUUGAUCAAAGCAAAAAGGAAAGAAGCAAGACUGUGAGUGGCUUGAUCAGGCGCUCGAUGGAGCAGUGCCUAGCUCGACCAGUUGAGCGGUGUUGGCUCGAUCGAGCAGAAUGUCCAGAACAAGUCAGUUGCUUGACUGGAAGCUCGCUCGACCGAGUGAGGUAGUGGCCCGGUCAAGUGACAGUCGAGCAGACUACAUUGAAUUCUGUUUUUGGUCAGAAUUUGUAGUGACUAUGACGGGUGCAGGACCCCACACAUCGGAAUGAAUCAGCAUAAAAGAUAAAUUUGAUGGAAACCUUGAUGAGUGCACAUAUUGUGAAAGUUCCUGCUUGUCAUGUAAAGCAAUAUAAUUUAUCUAUUUUUAGUGCCUCUAGUCCAAGGUUGAGUGGAAAGGUACAUCAAAGUGCAUUUGGGAUGAUUAAGUGCUCUAAAAUGGCAAAUUCAGUUGCUUCUUCCAUUCAGCCACUUGAUACUUCAACUACUGAACGCUUCGAUAACACACUACCUUCAAAAGAAGUGCUUGACCUGUGGAGAAAUGCGGAUGCUGUUUGUUUUGAUGUUGAUAGCACAGUGUGCAUAGAUGAAGGUAUUGAUGAAUUUGCUGAAUUUUGUGGAGCUGGAAAAGCAGUUGCAGAGUGGACAUCAAGAGCUAUGAAUGGAUCAGUUACCUUCCAAGAAGCGCUAGCUGCUAGGCUAUCCUUAAUAAACCCAUCUCUUGCUCAACUCCAGGAUUACCUUGAAAAGAGGCCUCCAAGACUUUCAUCUGGCAUAGCAGAGCUGGUUAAGAAGCUGAAGGCAAAGAACGUUGAUGUUUAUCUUGUAUCUGGAGGCUUCCGUCAGAUGAUAAAUCCCGUUGCAUCGAUUCUUGAAAUUCCACUCGAGAACAUAUUUGCCAAUCAAAUUAUUUUUGGCGAGUCUGGAGAGUUUCAAGGGUUUAAUGAAAACGAGCCAACUUCAAGGAGUGGAGGGAAAGCUGUAGCAGUUCAACAGAUACGGAAGGCUCUUGGGUACAAAAUAUUAGGCAUGAUUGGUGAUGGUGCUACAGAUCUUGAGGCUCGUCAACCUGGAGGUGCUGAUUUUUUCAUCUGCUAUGGUGGAGUUCAACUCCGAGAUGCUGUUGCUGCAAAAGCAGACUGGCUGGUUUUUAAUUUUAAAGAUCUUAUCAAUUCCCUUGACUAGCUUCGCCAAUCUUCCCCAUUCCUUCUCGAGAGUGGAGAACCGGAGAGUGCGAAAGAUAGUUCAUUAUUAGGAAAAAUAAGAAUUCGAUGUUUGUUCGCCUUACACAUCAGAUGACUUGUACGCAUGAACGGAAGAGACGCUAAGUUCAUGUAAUAUAUGGUCGUUACAUUUGUUUCACAUUGCUUUCCUUUUUGUUUGUACUGAACCAUCUUUUGCUGGGAAGGCUGGAAAUGCUGGGCAAGAAGCCAACAGCGGAUUAUUUGAA
Messenger RNA from Amaranthus tricolor (Joseph's coat), 2039 nucleotides. RefSeq names its product phosphoserine phosphatase, chloroplastic. The coding region runs from base 884 to 1774 and encodes 296 amino acids. Gene Ontology annotation, cellular component: cytoplasm. The record is from RefSeq and is a predicted model, not a curated record. Gene Ontology annotation, biological process: L-serine biosynthetic process; dephosphorylation. The transcript has 8 exons. Gene Ontology annotation, molecular function: L-phosphoserine phosphatase activity; magnesium ion binding. Lineage: Eukaryota; Viridiplantae; Streptophyta; Magnoliopsida; Caryophyllales; Amaranthaceae.